AUGAAAAGUUUUGAGUAAAAAGAUGAAAAUCUAGAAAAUGAAUAAAACCAACAAAGUAAGACAUAAAAAAAGCAAAAAAAGAUAAUAGAUAAACUAACUCAACGCACUGAGGAAUAUUUUUCAUAAUCAUAAGGUGGAAUCUCCUCCAGUAAGUCUUUGGCUUAGAUAUCUAACAAUUAGCUCAGAAAACAUUAAAUCAACAGACUCGUUGAGGAAUGCUAAAAAAUGAAGAAUAUUAAAGAAAUUCCUUCAGAAUAGGUUUUGAAAAUGGUUAAAACUUACGAUAUGCUGUUUGCAGCUCAAUCCAAAUAAGUAACAUUAAAGGAAUAGAAUAUUUAAAUUAUCGAUAUUAAAUUGAGAGUACAUAAUGAAUUCGAAGAUUAUUUAUACUCUCAACACUAACUAAUCCAUAACACAUUCAGAAGAGGCCUUUGCUUAUUAUUAUUAGACAAUGAAUACUCAAUAUUAAGGAAAGGACUGAAAAAAUUCUUUGAUAUAAAUUUAAAGUAAUUUUGCAACAAAGCCAAUUCAACUUUGACCAAUAAGACAGAGGAAAUAAUACAUAAUUAUACAUUCUCUUGUUUGCCUAAAGAGUCUGAAAUCAAAAUAACUUAAAUGGAAAAGGUAAAUGGAGAAAAUGCUUAAAUCUCCUAUAAUAGAGCAUUGGAUCGAUGGAUCAUAGGCUCUAAGAAUGUGACAUUAUUAUGUAUAGAUGAAUCUGAGCUAAAUUAAUACGAUUCUUAAAUUACAAACGAUCCACUUGAUAAUAGAUAUCGAUAUGCAAUGAAAAUUGCUUAGGAAUGGUUCAAAAUUAUUGGAUUAUCCAAAAACGUGGAUUCUAUAAAGAAUUAUUUGAAUGAUCAUACAUUAAUUGGAGAAUAUUGUGGAAAUAAUGAAUACUAGCACUUUGUAUAGUAUGAUCAUGUGUAACUCAAAUUUUAUGCAUUGGUUCCUAAAGUAAGUGCUCAAUCCUCAGUCAAUUGUCUUCAUCCAGAUUAGACCUUGGCUAUAUUAUAAUCCUUAGAAUUAAAUACAGUUAAGUUCAAUCAUAUAAUUACUAAAAAUUAUGAAGAUUUUGAAAAACAGUUAUUGGAUAUAAUCAAGACAGUUUCAAUAUCAAAAUUAUCAGAAGUAGGAGAAGGAAAUGUUUUAUAUUUUAGCGAUUCAUAAUAGGAGUGCUUCUCCUUAGCUAAAUUAAAAUCUCUUGAAUGUAAUAGAUUAUUAAGAAUUUUAGAUAGAUUUAAGCGAAAAAUAAGGGAAAAAUUAAGAUUGAUUCUAACAAAGGAUCAAGAUUCAAAUGCAACUCUUAACAAAUACAUAGAUGAAGUCACUUCAUUAGCAAAGGAACUUAAUCAAUUAUUUGAACAUCCUAUUUAAAUAGAUCUAAAUAUCGAUUUAGCUAAAAAGUGUUUUGAAGCUACAUAAAUUGAACUUAUUCAAAAAAAAGAUGCUGAUUUUAAGAAUUUUUGCGUUGAUAUGAUUGAUAAUAAAUUCAUAUCAUUUUUGACAGAAAUAGAGUAAAAAGAUAAGAAAGAAAACGUUUUUGAAUUAGAAUUUUAGAAACACAAUAUAAUUUGA
This is a messenger RNA of Paramecium tetraurelia, 1578 nucleotides long. RefSeq lists its product as uncharacterized. The record is from RefSeq and is a predicted model, not a curated record. The transcript is spliced from 4 exons. Lineage: Eukaryota; Ciliophora; Oligohymenophorea; Peniculida; Parameciidae.